AUGGGAAACCCUCGUCCUGGAUCCAAAGAGGUCAAGGAGUGCAUUGCUUUCUUCCGUGCGUGUCAGCGCCAGCUUGGCCACAAAAAGCUUCUGGUGGAUGCUGCUGGGGGACAUGGUGGCAUUGCGUGCGUCUUUCGAGCACAUAGACGAGCUGAUCGUGCUGUUGUAGUGGACCUCUAUCAACCAACAAGCUUUAACAAUUUGCGCUCAGCCUGGACAGAAUCUGAUGAGUCGGUGAAAUACCACAUUGCUGACGUCUCCAGCCCGGGCUGGUUGGCAUCCCUUCUGGACAAAGAAGCCAGCAAUCUGGAGCCAAGUGAGAUUGGAGUGGUCUCCUGCCAUGCAUGCAGCUUACUGUCUGACGAGCUGAUCCGUGCCUGCACUGGAAGUGGCGUGGACUUUGCUCUUAUGCCGUGUUGCCAUGGUGAAGAUAGCAGGAAAGGCAAGAUGAUGCUGAACACAGCCAAGAUGCUUGGGAUCCCACAUGAUGUCUUAAUCGACAUUGCCCGUCUUGGAAUUAUUGAGGCGAGUCCUGGGUACAAGGGAUCAAUGAGAAGUAUUGAUUCCAGCAUCACCCCGCAGAACCGGGUUCUUCUCGGCCUCCGGGAGUCAGAAGCAGAUGCCGAGAAGCGUGAAACCGCACGCUCUGCAUCAUUGCAUCGCUUGGCCAGGAAAUAUCGUCACAUCGGCAUCCCGCUUGGAAAAGACAUCUUGAGAGAUCAGCGGCCUGCAAAGACCCUCUUAAUGUGUUCUUGCAAGUACUGUCCUGAAUGCCCACACCUACUUGCCCAGCAUAGGAUCACGUAG
Symbiodinium pilosum is the source of this 807-nucleotide messenger RNA. The record is from the annotation of a GenBank genome assembly. Lineage: Eukaryota; Dinophyceae; Suessiales; Symbiodiniaceae.